AUGUGUAUGACAACUGAAUGUGUUGACAGGAUGACUUCAGAAGUUGGCAUAGAUUCGACAUCUGUUAAAGAAGCUAAUGCUGGAAGAAAUAUAAGAGAAGGUAGCCCACUGAAAAAAGGUCCUUGGAUUAAAGCAGAAGACGCGAUUUUAAUGGAUUACGUCGCAAAGUAUGGGGAGGGGAAUUGGAGUUCUGUCCACAGGCGAACAGGACUUGCUCGCUGUGGGAAAAGUUGCCGUUUGCGGUGGGCAAAUCACCUAAAACCAGAUUUAAAGAAAGGUGCUUUCACUCAGGAGGAAGAGGAACUCAUAAUUGAAAUGCACGCUAAGAUAGGAAACAAAUGGGCACGAAUGGCUGCUGAGUUCCCUGGCCGCACAGACAAUGAUAUAAAGAACUUCUGGAACACCAGACUAAAGAGACAACGGCGUGCAGAAAAACAUAUGCUCCCUCUAGGUGUUUUUUUCCAGGAAUUUAGUGAGGACAAACAAAAUAAGGAGCUGGCCACAUCAUCCUCUGCAAAUUCAGAUCCUCAUCCCUUGCCUAUUAACAAUGUUGAGAUUCCAACUGCGGAAAACAGAAAUUUUGAACCUAGUCAGCAGUUGUAUCCUCCGGGGCUUCUUAAUAUUGGUUUUAGUAGCUUUCUUGAUACUCCUGCAACUAGCUUACGUGAUCAGGGUCUUAAUUCUUCCUGGAAUACUCAUUCUGUCCGCUCAACAGUUCAUUCAUCCAAGCGUAUACGAGGAUCAGAAGCCUGGUUCUCUGAUCAAAAUGUUGACCUUUCUCAAGCUCACCAUCAAUAUCAAAAUGAUGGUUCUUUGUUUACUCAAUCCUUGGGGUUUUAUUCAUUGUACACUCGUAAUCUGACAUCUAAUUAUCACCCAUCAUCCGCCGGUGACAUUCCUGGCAUCCAUGCCUCUUCUUCAGAGCCCAAAUUGAAGGGUAAGCUGGAGCUCCCUUCAUUCCAAACUCCGAUGACGAGUUGGGAUUCACCUUCCUCAGUUCCUUCAAUUGAGUCCUCCAAUACUUUUAUUCAAUCUCCUCCAAAUGAGUAUACUGAUUCUUGCAGUCUGUCACCCCAAAGCAGUGAUCUAUUGCAUGCCAUACUUUAUGGAUCACAAACACCCAAAGCCUCAAGGAAUAAUUUACAUCAAGAAACUUCUCGUGAUGUAGGUCCAGAUUCUUGUCCUGUUCUCCGAGAGAUUCGGUGGGGAACUAACCCUGAUGCAAUCACCCCUUCAGGUCAUACUAUUACAUCAGUGUUUAGUGAAUACACCCCUAGCAGUGGAGGUUCAUUGGAGGACCACCAGUCAAUAGCGCCUUUGAUGGGAUGCAAUGUUAAUCAAGAGAUGGAUAACUUCACUCCCACUGCUGGGAAUGAUGAUACAUCAAACCACGAUUUGUUUUCCGAGACUGAUAUGUACUUUUCUCCAACUGAUUGGCCUCACGACAAAAUGGAGUAA
Messenger RNA from Solanum verrucosum, 1458 nucleotides. Its product is annotated as transcription factor GAMYB-like. NCBI's taxonomy places the organism in Eukaryota, Viridiplantae, Streptophyta, Magnoliopsida, Solanales, Solanaceae. Bases 1 to 1458 code for a protein of 485 amino acids. The record is from RefSeq and is a predicted model, not a curated record. The transcript has 3 exons.